UCGAAUGAGUCGAUCGUUGACUGUCGAGCCGUGAAGUGCUCGGUUAGUUAGCAAAGCGUCAGUUCUAUUGCAUUUCAAAUAUCCGUCGCGGUAGGAACAUUGUUUGUUGAUGUGAAUUUACGUGCAUCUCUUUACGGUUGCCACGAAAUCGGUAAAGUUCCGAAAAAAACUUACCGAAAGUCCAUUCAUCUCUCACAAUCCAUCAUUCGCGAGGUGAACCGUAAUCAGUGUGACACACAGUGACUUGUGGAUUAAUGAGUUUCCUGGUGGAGUGUUUGUGUAAUUAUCGUUCAGACAAAACAACUGUUCACCACGAGAAUAAUGGGAAUUAGUUACCUGAUAUUCCAAAUCCUGGCACUAUUGGGUUGCACCGUGCUGAUCAAAGCUCAAGUACCGUUCGUUGGGAAGUGCCCGAAGGUAGCGGUGAAGAAAAAUUUCAACGCCCCUGCCUAUUUGGGACGGUGGUACGAACAGGAGAAGUACCCGUUUGUAUUCGAAUUGGCAGGACGCUGCGUAACGGCUGAGUACGGACUAAAUGCGAACGGAACAGUAUCGGUGGCCAACCGGUUAAUCAAUACAAUCACGGGAUCUGUAAAUGCAUUAAACGGAUCAGCCCGAAUAGUUCAACCAGCGAAAUUGGCAGUAUCAUUUCCUCUACCUUUUACAUUAGAAGCACCGUACUGGGUUAUUGGUACCGAUUACAAGAAAUAUGCAGUUAUGCUCUCCUGUAUCGAACUCGGUGGAAUAGUGCAUACGAAGGUAGUUUGGAUUCUAACCAGAGACCGAUUCCCUUCAAUCAAAACUAUGAAGAAGGCGUAUGCAGUCAUGGACUCGGCAAACAUCUCACGGAAGUAUCUAACCCGUACAGAUCAGAAAAAUUGCGAACCUUCGAAAGAGAUUAAUUAUAAAUCGAAGGUUAAAUCGAAAAAAUACUAAAUGUUUAUUAGUAAGCAAAGCAUUUUUCUGGCUAUUAUAUAGUU
Topomyia yanbarensis is the source of this 980-nucleotide messenger RNA. Its product is annotated as apolipoprotein D-like. The coding region runs from base 322 to 936 and encodes 204 amino acids. Gene Ontology annotation, molecular function: lipid binding. The transcript is spliced from 5 exons. Lineage: Eukaryota; Metazoa; Arthropoda; Insecta; Diptera; Culicidae. Gene Ontology annotation, biological process: tissue regeneration; lipid transport; brain development. The record is from RefSeq and is a predicted model, not a curated record.